Opisthocomus hoazin is the source of this 1137-nucleotide messenger RNA. Lineage: Eukaryota; Metazoa; Chordata; Aves; Opisthocomiformes; Opisthocomidae. The record is from RefSeq and is a predicted model, not a curated record.
AUGUCCACCUCCGCGUGUCCGUAUGGCGAACUGGUCCCCAGUAAUGUGGAGGAACUGGUCUUGCACGGAGAGGAGGUGUCCCCCGCCGCCAGCGACCUGGCCAUGGUCUUGACCCGAGGGCUGAGCCUGGAGCACCAGAAGAGCAGCCGGGACUCGCUGCAGUACUCCAGUGGCUACAGCACGCAGACCACCACCCCCUCCUGCUCCGAGGACACCAUCCCUUCCCAAGGUACCGGCCCCACCGCGGCGGGGGGCACCCAGGGCCACCCGAAAUGGCACCCGGAGGGAGGCAGAGGACGGCAGAAGCUGCUGUGGUCCUGGGGCAUGUCUGCAUGCACGGGGUGUGGUAGCGUUGGGCUGCAGUCUCGUGACGCGGAGACGGUGGCAGAUGGCGGGGUGAUGGCAGCGGAGGUGGCGGUUGGAGAUCAGAUCACCACGGGAACAGUCGCGUUGUGCUGUGAUCGUGUUGGCGGAGCCUGUUGUGAGCACGUGGUGGCGGAGUUUGGCUGUGAUCCCGUUGGGGCAGUGGUGGUUGGGGUGGUUGUGACGGUGACGGUUGGGUCUGACGAUGACUGUGCGGUGGUGACGGCUGAGGGCCACCAGCCCGUCCCCAAGCCCUCCCGUCCCCUUGCAGAUGUGACAGACCCCAACAGCAUCAAGGCAGCAGUUGGGAAGGUGCGGGAGAAAGUGGGAAGCGCCGGCCUCAACCUCCUGAUCAACAACGCCUGCACCACGCGCCGCAGCACAGUGGCCACCGAGACAGCGGAGAACAUGACCCUGGUCUACACCACCAACACCAUCGGGCCCCUGCAGACCAGCCAGGCGUUCCUGCCCCUGCUGAAGGAGGCGGCCAAGGCCAAAGGGCAGUGUGAGAUGAGCUGCAGCAGAGCCGCCAUCGUCAACAUCUCCAGCAUCCUGGGCUCCAUCGAGGCGGCAGAGGCCUGGGAGGAGAGGCAGGACAUCUGCUACCGCUGCAGCAAGGCUGCUCUGAACAUGCUCACCAAGUGCCUGGCCCUGGAGUACGGGGGCAGCGGGAUCCUCUGCGUCUCUGUGGACCCCGGCUGUGUGACACCUCCCUUGGGACAGGGGAUGGACUCCCCUUCCCCGGGCACCCCGUCCCAUGGCUAUCCCUUCUGA